Guillardia theta CCMP2712 is the source of this 1498-nucleotide messenger RNA. RefSeq lists its product as hypothetical. The record is from RefSeq and is a predicted model, not a curated record. The coding region runs from base 4 to 1398 and encodes 464 amino acids. NCBI's taxonomy places the organism in Eukaryota, Cryptophyceae, Pyrenomonadales, Geminigeraceae. The transcript is spliced from 13 exons. Gene Ontology annotation, cellular component: membrane.
AGAAUGUCAGGUCUGCUCGGAUCUUUUGCUGCAUGCAUUGCUUGCCAGGCUUGCACAUGCGUAUCAUCGAGCAUUUGCACCUUUCUAUGCGGAAAACUGUGUUCUGGGAAUGACUCUCCAAAGCAAGAGACUGUAGUCUCUCGGACAUCGAGGUUAACGUAUUUCUUCUUGUUCCUAGUUGUGGUGCUGGCAACCUGGAUUUUCAGAGACAAGGCUCCAGAGUCCUUCACUGGGAACGAUAUCUUUAGCAAGAGCCUCAACUGUCCGAGUGAUACGAAAUCGAAUGGAUGUGUCGCGCGAGCUUUCGUCUUGCGCCUUUGUUUCGCGACUUCAGUCUUUCACCUCACACUGGGGCUCCCCACUAUUGGUGUCAACGACUACUCAAAUCCCCGUGUUGCCUUUCAUACAGCUCUAUGGCCGAUCAAGCUGGCGUGGUGGGCCAUACUGCACUUCAUUGUCUUUCUGAUCCCAUCGUCGUUCUUCCUUGGAUUUGGAUGGCUGGCGUUGAUUUUCGGGAUUCUUUUUAUCCUCGUCCAGAUCAUCUUGUAUAUUGAAUGGGUGUAUCAAUUGAAUGAGGAUUGGAUUGCCAGGGAUGGAGCGGAGAACAUCUCUGGGCCAUUUCACAUUGCCAUUAUGAUCAUUUCUUUCAUUUGCUUUGGCGGGUCUGUUACACUGACAGCAUUCAUGUUCAAAUGGUUCGGAACAAGUUCGACGCAGCCCGAGGAAUCAUGCGGGCUCUACUUGUUUUUCAUUUCCUGGAACCUUAUUAUGUUCGUGUUUCUUACAAUCCUUUCGUUUCGCGCAACCGAAUGGGUUCCUUCGACAGGCCUGCUUCCGAGCACACUCGUCGCGAUCUUCAUGACGUUUAAGGUUCUCAACGCGCUCUACUCGCAGAAUACGUGCAACUCUAUCAGCGCUGCAAGCAGCACAGGGCCUCCGGAGGUCAUUGGUGGGAUUUCUAUCAUCAUCGCUGUCGUUCUGGCAGCUUACAAUAGCGUAUGGAUCUCAAAAGGAAUGGACCGUGAUGGUCAGUUCUGGGGGCCAACGCACGAUAGCGGUGCCCAAUCGAACGAUCGUUCGGUUCCUCUUGUGGAGCUCGAAGCACAACCAACGAACCACAUGAACACAGAUACUGUUGAACACGGCGAAUCAGAAGCUCCUGCGCUUUCUGGACCCGUCGGCUACAAUGUUGCUUUCUUCCAUUUCGCAGUAGCAUUUGGAAUGUGCUACGUCGCAAUGCAGCUUACAAACUGGAACACUGAAUACACCGUGAACAGCAUCGAUAAGAGCACUACAAGCAUGUGGAUCAAGAUUGUAGAUUCUUGGAUUCUAUCUCUGAUGUACGGAUGGUCCAUGAUCGCGCCCAAGGUUUUGACAAAUAGACAAUUCGAGUACUAGAGUCUGUUUUGUCCUUGUCAGACCUGAAGUUUGUACUUUUAACGUGUGCAGAGUAUUUUUAUUUUAUUCCGCUUUUGCUAAAUACAGCAAGUUUCUUGCC